AUGAAUAUCAGUCCAGACAACGUCUUUCGGCUCUUGGGCCAAGUGAUCGGUGAUCCCUUACACCGUGAAGAUUGUAUCUGGGUGGGAGAGGAUGGAAAGCGAUGUCGAAACGUUGUACCGAAAUCAUCCCGAGUGGAGGGAGCAUCAUGCCUGCAGGCGCUUCAAGAUCUCUCCUCGAACUAUUCAGCGACGCAGAAGCUUGCCUUAGGGGGGAAGUUCUUGCUCUGCUCGAAGUGCAGACGGCACCGCUGCCGACCUAGGCAGUGGGCUGAAAGCUUGAUACGUAUGUUCGAUAUGCCAGCCGGCCAAACCGACCAUGUUGCCGCUCUCAAAUUGGAGAACCAUGCAGGAGCGCCGCAGCGAGAGCAAUGGCCUUCUUACCGCCCUUUUGGCAUUGACACGAGCACCUGGCUGCAAUUAAGUCUGUCUGCGCCAUGA
Molecule: messenger RNA, 438 nt
Organism: Paecilomyces variotii
Lineage: Eukaryota; Fungi; Ascomycota; Eurotiomycetes; Eurotiales; Thermoascaceae
Exons: 1
Coding region: 1-438 (145 amino acids)
Source: RefSeq, a predicted model, not a curated record